This is a messenger RNA of Rhopilema esculentum, 1608 nucleotides long. RefSeq lists its product as uncharacterized. The record is from RefSeq and is a predicted model, not a curated record. Gene Ontology annotation, molecular function: protein binding. Lineage: Eukaryota; Metazoa; Cnidaria; Scyphozoa; Rhizostomeae; Rhizostomatidae.
GAUAAUGGACCACAACAACCCAGUGAUAACAAACCGAAGAUAAUGGCUACUAACAAAGUGUGCGCACCGUGAUUUUCAAAAUUUAAAUAAACAUAAAGGAAGUUGCCUGAAUAUUUAUUGAUUGACCAUAGCUACUAAAGAUUCAAGCACCGAGGAUGAAUAUAAUACAUAAAAAGACCAGUAUCGCUCGAAGUGAGCCGCUGCAGGUAGGCCAAACAGCAAAAGAGGAGGGGAGCACAAAAAGGAUGGCGACUUCUGUGGAAGGAAAUUUAAGACUUUUGGAAACAUUUGAACUGCCUAAAGAGGUAAUGAACUGCAGGUUCAAUCCAAAUGGAGAUUUAUUAGCUGUAGGGUUGGCAAAUGGAGUCAUCAAGGUUUACUCAGUCGAGUCAAAGACCUGUGUUUAUAGCAUCCCAAAUCCAAACUCAGACCUUCCAGUCACAUGCUUGAGAUGGAAGCCAGACACCAGAGACCAAACUUAUGCAAACGUAGUGACUGCAACUUAUGCUUCUGGUGACGUCAAACAGUGGCAUGUCUCCUCGGGAAAAUGCUUGUGGACAGUUAAAGAAGAUCGACAAGUCCUAACGUGCUCUAUCAGCUCUAACGCAGGCAGAUUUCUAACAUCUGGAAGUGAUGCUAAGGUAUACCUUUAUGAUGCAUCCACAAGAAAUGUACUGAACACUUUUGAAGCAAGCACCAAGUACCAGUUCAUGGAUGGUCACACUAUGAGGGUGUUUGUUGUGCAGUUUCAGCCAGAUAACCCAAAUGUAUUUGUUUCCGGAGGCUGGGAUGAUACAGUUCAGUGGUGGGAUGUUCGACAAGACCCUUGCCACAAUAUUCGAAAGAUUGUUGGUCCACAUAUUUGUGGUGAAGGUCUUGACAUAGAACCAACAAGUCUCAAUAUUGUGACUGGCUCAUGGCGCAAAGAUAACAACGUACAAGUCUGGGAUUUUCACAGUGGUAAUCUUAUCAAAGACGUCCCUUCAGAUUUCAACAGGUCAAUGAUAUACACAGUUCAAUGGAAGAAUCCUGACACGAUUAUUACUGGCGGUAGCCACUGCAACAUGAUGCGGUUUAUAAAUUAUAAAUCUAUGACGACGACAGGUAGAUUAAUGGAUUUACCUGGAGCUGUUUAUUCUGUUGACAACAACCAUAAAGGCCCGCAGUCAGCGGUAGCUGUUGGAUGUGCUGAUAAAGUGUUUUUGGUCCAGGGGAUUUAGAUGGACGCUCAAGGUCUUUCUUAAUGAUAUAUCAAUGCAUUUAUGACAUUUAGAACAUAAAUAUACUCGCUAGAUAUACUAUUUAACAUCCAUGUUUGGAAAUAGGGAACCAUUCUAAGUUGCAUUGGCAGGGAAACUCCAAGAUCAUGUUAUCGAUCUAAACCAUGUUCUGGUAUAAACCUUGCUGAUAUUUUUUACUUUGUACAGUAAUUCAUUAUUGAUUUUCACGAAAUCCAAGUCUUUAAACGCAUAAUCAAGAUGUUAAUAUUUGUUGUUUUUAGUGCUGUGACUAGUUUGUACAAUUAUUUUAUUCAGUUUAAAGAUUGAUUGUACAUAUACACUUUCUAAAAAAUCAAAGAAGUUCAAAAAGGCAAUAUAUUUAGGGCUA